Messenger RNA from Malaclemys terrapin pileata, 6355 nucleotides. RefSeq names its product ribosomal RNA processing 15 homolog (gene RRP15). The transcript has 5 exons. Gene Ontology annotation, biological process: maturation of 5.8S rRNA; maturation of LSU-rRNA. Gene Ontology annotation, cellular component: preribosome, large subunit precursor. The coding region runs from base 221 to 1018 and encodes 265 amino acids. NCBI's taxonomy places the organism in Eukaryota, Metazoa, Chordata, Testudines, Emydidae. The record is from RefSeq and is a predicted model, not a curated record.
CCGCGCCCCACCCGCGCAAGGGCCCAGCGCCGCCGUGCGGGAAGCGGGUGUCCCCCUGUUUACAGUCCCCCAGGGGACGGCGGCGGCGGCUCUCACCCUGCGCGCCUGAGGCCCGGCUUCUCCCCGCGAAGGCAGCUUCAGGAAGUGGGGCCGCGGAACCCGUGUUCACAGCGCCAGCGGCGGCGCCCGGGCGGGAUUAGCGGGACACGCUGCGGUCAAGAUGGCGGCCGCCAUGGAGGGCCCACGUGGGGUCGGUGCUGCAGACGCCGCCGCCGACUCAGCAGAGGAGAGCGGUUCUGAGUGGAGUUCAGAGCUCCCAGAAGACGGUUUCUCUUCAGAGGGCGAAGCGUUAGACGGUGAUGAUGAGGAUGAGGCGAUGGUCCACGGCAACAUGGAUGAAAAUGAAGCAGAAUCCCAGGCUGGCCCAAGUGCGGGUUGGGCGGAGGCCAUGGCCAAAGUGCUUAACAAAAAGAUUCCCAAAAGUCAAUCCACCAUAUUGGUUAAAAGUAAAGAGCUGGAGAAAGAAAGAGAGAAAGAAAAACAAGAGAAGCUAGAGAAAAAGAGGCAGCUUGAUAAAAAGCGGGAGUGGGAAAUGAUGUGCAGAGUGAAGCCAGAUGUUGCCAAAGACAGAGAAAUGGAAAGAAAUUUUCAGAGAAUUGCCACGAGGGGUGUUGUGCAAUUAUUUAACGCUGUCCGGAAACACCAAAAGACUGUCGAUGAGAAAGUGAAAGAAGCAGGGAAUUCCAAUAGGAAACGAGCUAAACUGAUGUCGUCUGUUUCGAAGAAAGACUUCAUCAGUAUGCUCAGAGGGAGUGAAGGAGCUAAAAGCGAACAAAGUACUUCUGGGAAGACCCUGAAAAGCAAACAGGGUGAAGUGAAAUCUGAUGAGCCAGCAUGGAACAUACUCCGUGACGAUUUCAUGAUGGGAGCGUCUAUGAAAGACUGGGAUAAAGAGAGUGACCGGGAAAGCCACACUGGACAAGAUGAUGGACUAAGGCAGGAUAGUGAAAGUGACUGAUGGAGGAAAUGAAAGAACAUUCAAGAUAAAAUAUUAGUUUACUUGAAUAAAAAGCUCUACAUUCUGUGAAUGCACAGCUUUUGGGGAUUGUAGAUAUGCCUAUUUUAAGGAAAGCAAAGACUUUCCUAGGUUUGGGUGUGGCUUCUUUCCUCAUUAGCUUCAAACUUUUAUUUACCAAAACUUCACUCCCUAUACUGAAAUCCUGAAAUAUUUUCCAAAACAUGUAUAAUUUUCAACAUAUUUCCAAAACAUUUUGUACAGUCAAAAUAGUGGCACCUGCCCAAUGAAAGAUAUGUUUUGCCAAGGUCAUUAAAAGUGAAUACAUUGGUCAUGGCUAUUGACGUAUUAUUGUGCCUGCAUUUCCAAAGCUAGGUUGCAUCUUGAAAAGGUGUCAGCAAUUUGUAAAAGAAAUGACUUACAAUAAACAUAAAAAUUCCAUCACCUUGUAAAGUUAUUGGUCUCUUGUAGAGUCUGCAGUCCUUUGGCCAAGAAAGAUUUUGUAGAUAAUAAAGAAAACUAACCACUAGUGUCAUAAUACUGGUCUCUGAGCAUUGAUUUGGUGGGAGACAGUCUUAGAAACUUAAUUUUAAAAAAAAGAAACUGAGGCCUAUGACUGAUGUCAUCUCUUUAUAUUGUCCCUUUAUUUUUUUUGCAAGUCUUAAGUUAAUCUCAGUACGAGACUAGUGGGAGAGGAAAGGAGCUCUCGCUUUUUAUUUUAUUUUUUUACCAUAAAUAAAACUUCAGGGGGCAAUGUUGAGAUUUGGAUAUUCCAGAUUCAGAAAGGAACCUCACCUGCGAGGUCCAUGGCAUAACUGCUGUGACAACUGUACAGCUUGAUUAAUUAAUGGUUUUAUAAAGUGCUGUCUGUACAUAGUGUUGAAUUGUGUCAAGGAAGGGUCACUGCUCUGAAUUGCUUUUAGUAUGAGGGUAAGAUUCUCAGCUGGAGUAAACAAGUGUCACUCUGUUGGCAUCAUUGGACCUAACCAAUUUACCCCAGUUGGUAAUCCAGUCCUUAAAGUACAAUGGGUACAAUACAUAUACAUGUAAAGAAGGGAUAGUUGUGUGGAUAAGGAAGAAAAGUAAGAACCAGGGGACUGAAUUCUCUCUCCGCCCAUCCAUAGGCUUGCUGUGAGAUCUUGUGUAGGUCAGUACCUCAGUUCCCCAAUUGUAAAAUGAAGAUACUUCAUGGGUUUUAAGGCAUAAUUCAUUGAUAUUUUAAACCACAUUGUGAUGAUCUGGAAGUUGUUACAAAACUGCCAAGUAUUCUUGCUGCUAUGGAUUUCUCAUGCACCUUUGUAUCUUAUUAUGUGCAGAGCACUAAGAAGUAUCUUCACUAAUUUAAAAAAAUAUUCUAAGUAUUCCCUUAUUCAGCAUCUAAGUGAAAUUAUAAAGGACUUCAUUGAUGUAAUAGAGACAAACUAUAAAUGUUAAAUUGGAUUUAAAUUUCUUAAAUAAGAUGAGUGGAGGGAUUUGUAUAUAUUAUACCAUGUAAAUAUAAUAUACAUAUAUAAUUCAUAAAACCAGCCCCUAACAGCUGGCAGUAGUUCUGUUAUACUGUAGCCUGUUCAUGCAUCUGGUAUAUAUUGUAGCAUAAUUCUUCGAGGAGAACUCGAAGUUAACAGCAGAAAUGUUUACGUUUUCAAACUGGUUUGAGUGUUAAGUGUAUUCGAUAUCUAAGGAGACAUUAGCUUGUGGCCUCAUGAUUAUUAUCACAAAUGAAGGCAUGUACCCAAAAUAUAGAGUGGCAAAACCACAAAAGUUUGAUGUACGUUUAUUCCAACUUCUGAGGAUUUGACAUCUGUAUAGUUAUUAAAUUAGUAGAAUUGGCAUCUCAUUAUUGCAGUGUAAACAAAUAUUUUUAAAAUAAGGUAAUAUAGUUUGAAUCUUAUAAUGUACCAUUAUAGUCUCACAUCACAUUUCUUGGUUUCUGCAGAGUUUAAUUACUUUGAAUAAAACCUACAUGGACAGCCUUAAAUCUAUAACUUUACUGAACAAAGAGUUGAUGAUGCUGAUUUGAAUUUUCUCUGUGGUUUGAUCUUAAGGCGUGGUACUGACUUACAUCCAACAUGUAAGUCCUGUUUGAUAUCAGCAGUAUCUGGCUCUGACCAGUGGCUCAUUGAGAUCAGCUACUUUAAAAAGAUGAUUUUUCCUACCAGAAAGUUGCUUGAGAAACAAUAGUAUAUUUUGAAAUGACUAAAUUUUAUAAAAUCAUUUUUAGCAAACAUUUCCAUAAUCUUUUAAGUUUUCAGAACUUGUUUGUAUGCACUUAGGUUUUUGCAGUAAAGUUGUAAGUGACCAAAGCAUUGAGUUGCCAUUUAUAAAUGUUUUUAAGAAAAACACGGAGAGAUUAGACAUAAAAGAUAAUGUCUUAAACUAUAAUUUUAGAUUGCACAUCAGCACCUGAGUGUUAUGGGGGGGGGGGGGUGAGUGUGUAGGCCACAUGUAUUGCCUUUCAAAUCCCUUAACAUUCAUAACUGACCUUUUUUAUGUACUACUUCAGACUGCCUAACCAACCCUCUCACCCUAUAAAGCCUCCUUGCUUUUUCUUUUGGGUUGCAUACAAUAUGCUUAUGAAUAAUUAAAAUCUAAAUCUGAGCCCUGAUUGUUUUAAAUUAAUCUUAAAUAGGUACUUUACUUGGACUGAAAUCUACAAAGCAUCAGCACAUCCGUGUGCUGUUUGAAUUGCUACGUUAUUGACAGCAUUAUUGUCUAACUUUCAGUGAAGUACGUAUAUGUGAACUUCAAUCCUGCAACUUCACUGGUCAAUAGAUUUUUUUUUUUUUUUUUUUUGGAAAAAGUGUUUGAGGGACAUGCAAAUAUUGUAAUAUUUCAUCAAAAACAAAUCUUUCUCCCACCACUACCUUCUCCAUCCAAAGCAAUUCUGAAACUUAUUUCAAGGCAGAGAAAUGGUCCACUUAGCUUAACCCAACUGCCUUCUACUCUCUCUGCACCUGAACCAUUUCCAUGAACACAAAUCCUGCCUUGGUAUUGUGGUUUUAAGCUGAGGAUUUAAAUGUGUAGUAAAAGUAGAUUCCUGUUGUAUAGAAGCAACUCUGAGACUGAUUUUCCUUUCGCAAGAGGGGAAGGAUGAUCAGAACCAUGGGCUCCGCAGAUGCUCAACACCUCUGGAAUAGUGUGGCAGAGACAGAGCUAGAACCCACGUCUGCUGACUCCCAGCCCUACCCCUUUCCCACAGAGUCACUCAGCCCACCCUCCCUAGCAGUGCUCUCUUCCUCUAUCAUCGCAGAGAGAGCAGAACUUGGUUCUCAAGCUCAGUCUCCUGCUCCCAUGAGUUUCCAGGCUUCAGAAGAGCUGUGCUACUGCCUAAAGGGAGGAGUUCAUGAUCCUACUUACCAUUAUAUGGUGUCUUUUUACAUCCAUAGAAACAAAGAGACCUAGGACUGGUUCCAGAUGUGCAAGGCACCAGGUAGACUCCAUAAUAUGCACAUCUGGAAAAGGAUUCUUUGCUGCAUGGAUUGCAGACAAUACAUUUUCACUGGGGAGAGGAGCAGUUCACCUUAAUCUAUUGAUUAAUUUUGCCUUCUUCUUCUGAUCAUCUUAGGCUUCUCUUUCUGUGAGGAAAGGACCAUCUUCCCCUGGGGUCUGCCCCUGUGAGAGAACCUUUGGUGGGGUGUUCUUGGGGUCUGUUUUAUAUUCUAUACUAAUUUUACUGGGACACAGAGAGGCUCCGGGAACUUCCCUGCCAUGGCUGCUUGAGUCGGGAGAGCUCCUGCCUGUGGUGCCUCUCUGGCUGGUGAUCUCUUGGUUCGGGGCUGAGGAGCGUCUCCCUUCUGAAGUUCUAUGCUCUGACCAAGAUGAGUAAUGUGAACCAAGCAUUCCAUUAGUGCUGAUUGGGGGCCCUGCCUGUUUCCUACUGGAAAGGGGAUUUCUUUUUAGAAAGAAUGAAACUGUUCUGGGUAGGAUGGUGCUCCUAGAACAGGCUGACCUGUGUAGCUGCAUGACCUGCAUGUCCCUUGAGUUAUCUCUGCAGUCACCACCAUCUCACAUCUAGCACUUUGAUGGUUAGAAGGACAAACCCUUAACUCUUUUAUAAAAUGGGUCCUGGCAUCCUUAAUAACCAGACUGAGCAGUCAUCAACUUUGCUUUCUUCCAGCCCUUGCAAACCGAUCAAUGACUUAUCCGGGACUUGCUGCAAGAUAGAGGCAGGGGAAGACCUGAAAUGUCAGGAAGCCUUGAGAUUUUGUUAAAUUUUGAUCAUACUUGGAGCAAAUGUGCAGAGAUCCUAAAGCCAAACAAGAUGCACAUUAAACAUACAGACAACGAACAGAUGUUUACAACCUUAGCCAUGGGUUUUGCAUUCUGCAGUAGAUGGGAGGAUUGUGAAUGGUGGUUUUCCAAAAAGGCAGUUGAAAACUUGGUGACUUCACUCCCCUGCUUUCUGAUAUACUGGAGAUGCUUGAAGCAGAAUGUUCUGAAUAAGAUAAUAAUACCACAGGUCAAAUACUGUAGUAAAGAUUACAUUUGGGGAAUGAGGGGGUAUGGGCUAGCUUCCUGAGCUGUCUUACAACAGGUGUUUGUUUUCAAAGGCAGUUGUUUCUUAUCGCUCUUAUCUUUGGGUACACAUUGACUGAACAGAGCUUGACUCAAAAUGUGCAGCUUCAACACUGAAUAAAAUUCUUGCUUUUAUCCUCGUGCAACAUUUCAAUCUUCAGAAUGAGUUCAGUCCCCCUAACACGUAUAUAACUUGUGUGCUGCCAAAUGCUUUAAUAAGUUUAAAGGGGGCAUUUUCAAAAGCUCCUAAGGGAUUUAGCAUGGCAUUACUUUCAAUGGGAUUCUAAAUCCUUUCAGUGCUUUUGGAAAUCUUCCGAUAAAUCAACAAUAUAUCAUUAUAGUAUCAUAGUUCAUCCAUUCCAGUGAAAUGACCAAUAGCCUCUUCCCUCACUCCACUGAAUGGCGGAGAUUCUCAAGCACCAGCAUGCAGCUUUUCAGUAAUAAUCUUAAAGUUCUAUUUUCAGCAUUUCUAUUGAUUGUAAAAUUGCUAAAUAGGUUUGCAUCCUGCAAAAACUUACACCAGAGAGGUCUCAUUCUGUAAAUUGCAUACAUAAGUCUUUGCAGGCUUGUAGCUCUAAUAACUUUUAACAUUUGAUAUUAAGAUUCCAUUUAUAAAUGGUUAAUACAUGAUCAAUAGAUGUUAUAAACAUGUUACAAACGUGAGUAGUGUGUGUCAUAGAUGGUUACAAGCACAUCAGUAGAAGGUGUUGUCUAUGAUUGUAUACCAUGGUUGUAAACAUCAUCUUGACCUAACCGAAUCUGUAAAAUGCAUUGAAAACAUCUGUUAACCCGUUAUAAACUCUUAUAAAUGUCAUUUUAAUAUUA